AUGCCUACUGAUAAUUCGACACCUCCAAUUCAGAAAGAUGUAGUGGAUGAAAAUGAAGGUGAGGAUAGCUCAGAAACUAAAAUUGAGCACGAAAAAGUAGAUGAAGCAGAGAAGCACAAGGAGAAGAACCUUGAGGUAACAAUUCCUUUCACGGAUUUAAUUUCUCAAGUACGUGUGUAUGCCAAGUUUUUGAAAGAUAUGGUUACGAAGAAGAAUGAUUUCAGUGGCAUAAAUAGAGUUGCUCUAACUGGAGAGUGCAGUGCUAUUCUACAAAAUAAAAUUCCCUCAAAACUAAAUGAUCCUGGUAGCUUUUCCAUCCCUUGUCAUGUCGGUGCAUUGUUUAUAGAUAAGGCUUUAUGUGAUCUAGGUGCUAGUGUAUCUGUUAUGUCUUUAUCUAUAUGUAAUAAGCCAAACUUGGGAGUUUUAAAGUGCACACAGAUUACUUUGCAGAUGACACAUCAUUUUGUGAAAUAUCCUUUGGGUAUUUUAGAGGAUGUACCUCUCAGGGUUGAAAAAUUCUACAUUCCUGUGGAUUUUGUAGUACUUGAUAUGGAAGAAGAUAGUCAAAUUUCCAUUAUUUUGUGUAGACCUUUCUUGUGUACUGCAGGUGCUGUUAUUGAUGUAAAAUAUGCCUCUCUGACUUUAUGUGUUGGUGAUGAUACUGUUAAUUUUAAGCUAACCAAUGUUAUUAAGUCUGCUACGGUUGAGCACACAUGUUGCAGGAUUAAUGUACUGGAUAAGAUUUCUGGUGGUUUUCAACAAUUUCUGUCAGAUGAUUUCUCGGAGACAACUCUUGAUUUGGACGACCUUGACAAUGUUGAGGUAGAAGACUAUAAGGUAAUGAAGACUAUUUACCCUACUCACGAGCCAUAUGUAAAGAAGUUAAGACUUAAGCCUUUACCUUCUCACCUCAAAUAUGCAUUUCUUGAUGAUAAUGAGGAAUGCCCUGUGAUUGUCAGUACUAAACUCACAACUAGCCAGCUUUCGCAACUUCAUAUAGUGCGUCGCAUGCACAAAAAAGCUAUUGAGUGUAAUAUUGAUGAUCUGAAUGUCAAGGGAGUGAGGAGUUUUUUAGGUCACGUGGGGUUCCAUCGCAGAUUUAUAAAUGACUUUUCAAAAAUUGCGAAACCCCUUACUCAAUUGUUGCUCAAGGAUGUCACUUUUGAUUUGACUGAUGCUUAUGUGGAGUCCUUUGACAAGAUUAAGGAAGCAUUUGUCACUACCCCUAUCAUACAACCUCCAUAUCGGAGUCUUCCCUUCGAGAUCAUGUGUGUUGCUAGUGAUUAUGCAGUUGGUGUUGUGCUUGGCCAAUAG
Messenger RNA from Beta vulgaris subsp. vulgaris (sugar beet), 1314 nucleotides. RefSeq lists its product as uncharacterized. Lineage: Eukaryota; Viridiplantae; Streptophyta; Magnoliopsida; Caryophyllales; Amaranthaceae. The transcript has 2 exons. Bases 1 to 1314 code for a protein of 437 amino acids. The record is from RefSeq and is a predicted model, not a curated record.